AUGAAGAAUUCUCUCUGGCUCGUGGCUCAGACUCUUAUAAUCGAAAGCAACGUUCCCGAUCCCAACCACGAAGAUCGGCUCAUCCGACGUACCAUUCUAUUCCUUCAUCCCCUUGCGGUUCUCGAUCUGGGCUUGCCCCCAGUGGUGCUGCUGCUGGCCAUAGCAACAAUUUGGAUGCUACUUUUGGCCAAGUGCCUCCUCCAACUUCUAGCGCACGGAAACAUUCGCCAAAUUUCAAUACCAACGCGUCUCGCCGACACACUUCUCCCGGGUCUCGCUCUCUCAGUGGGCAGUCUGAUUCGCGGUCACAUCGCCGCACACGGCAUACUGACCUUUUGCUUUCUGAUCAGCAAUCGGGUUCAGAAAAGCGAAAACUAG
Molecule: messenger RNA, 378 nt
Organism: Protopolystoma xenopodis
Lineage: Eukaryota; Metazoa; Platyhelminthes; Monogenea; Polystomatidea; Polystomatidae
Source: the annotation of a GenBank genome assembly